This is a messenger RNA of Phytomonas sp. EM1, 252 nucleotides long. The record is from the annotation of a GenBank genome assembly. NCBI's taxonomy places the organism in Eukaryota, Euglenozoa, Kinetoplastea, Trypanosomatida, Trypanosomatidae.
AUGGGGAACGAGCGGGGGCCGGCGAGGGCGGGAACGCCGUCGGAACCUCGACCUUCCAGCCCCCACAACUCCGGGCGGCAACUCCACAGCCUCAGCUACGCCUCGGCGGAUUUUGACGAGGACGAGGCCGACGCGAUGACGUGGUUUCGUCGGAUGCAAAAAGCCGAGGAGCAUCUUAAGAAAUUGCGAAGUCUGGCGGAGAAGGCGGGAACGCCUGGGGUGGAGAUCGGCACCAUGAUCGGAGAGGCGUGA